CGUGAAAAAUCAGAGAGACCUUCCGAAAACAGUCCCUCGGCGGAACAGAAAUUGGUGAAACGAAAACGCCCCGACGCAGCUGAUCCGCAAUCCACAAUCCACACCACAGAACAGAACCCCACACCGCCAUGGGAUCGGCAAGCCACCACCUUUUUCCCGCCGCCCUUUGCGCUUCGGCCCGGUCCGCGGGGGGCUGGGCGACGGUGGCCCUCGUUCUCCUGCUGGCCGCAUCGCACGCGAUCUGCUGGCUCCCCCUGCAACUGGUCUACGGGUUGCCCCCCGUCGGGAACCACGCCGGUCCCUCGAGCGUCUGCCUCCCGGGCGGGGGCUUUUCCGGCUUUUGGUUCCACCUGGGGUACCUCCACUCGCUGGAAGAACGACAACGAGAACACCAACGAGGGCACCAAGCUGACCCCGUCCUCCUGCACGACUACGAUUACUACUGCUUCUCGGCGGGCUGUCUCAGUGAGUCCUAGCGGCAGCGCCAAGGAGCCUUCCGGAGUUUGCAUCGCAUCGCAUCAUAGUACAGUGUAUCGCAUCACACAAACUAGCUUUCUCACAGGCCGUUUUGUUUCUUGCAAUCCUUUCCAUCGGUCUCGAUUCGACGCGAUUCUCCGAUUCGAUUCGAUUCGAUCCGUUUCUUUCGAUUCUGGUUUCCGUUGCGGUUUUUCGGACUACUUCCAACGACAGGCAUCCUCUCCGCGUUCCUGAACCGCUCCCUCGACGAGGUCUACGGCGCGGCACUGGCCGCGCAGAAUGCCUGGAAGGACGGGACCCACAGCCGGUUCGACAUUGUGGACCACUUCUUCGACAGUCUCGUCCCGCCGGAGGAGGAGUUCGAGGCCCUGCUGCACGGCAGCGGUGGCAACGGCAACGCCACCGCUCCCCACGACGCGAAUUUCUUGCCGAGGCUCAAGAUCCUCGUCACCACCUCCUCGGAGGGACUUUCGGUCAUGGAAUCCAGGAACCGGGACGAGCUCCGGGAGAACAUCCGGAGGACCACGUGGGUGCCCUAUCUGACCGGCUGGGGCAUGCUGGUCGACGCCGGCGGCAGCAGCAACAACAACAACAACAAAAGCAGCAACGAUGUCUACUACCUCGACGGGGGGUUUUCGCGGGUCCUCCACCCGGCCUGCGGGGCGUCCUGGGACCUGCCCUUUGUGUGGGAAACCCUGGUCCACACCUUUAGCCCGGGCCUCACCAGGGGACAGGUGGAAUCCCUCUGGGCCAGGGGCUACGGCCACGGGGGGUACGAUCUCCCACCGGUGCCGAGGGGCCGGGCGAAAGCAACGGCGACGACGGCCGCCCGUGCUCCAAACACCACCUCCGCGGCGCAGGGCGAACGCCGGGGAAGCGAUUGAUCCGCUUGUCGCGGUUGGUCGCACGGACCACGAAUACAUCCGCCACAGCGUCGGACUCUGAUUCGAUUCCGAACGACCGGAACGAGUUCGCACUACGCAGACCGAGAAAGGAUUCGAUGAAGGCUAAUAAUAUAGGACAAAGUUUAUAAAUAAAGAGCAUUCCAUUUUCUUGUUCAGAUAGUAAAAACACAAAAAGAUUCAUGGAAAAGAACGCCAUUCGUUUGUGCAUUCGCAUCUCUGGUACCGCUGUGACAGCUUUCGAUCAUGCACAUCACACAAUAGCGUAGCGAAGCAUCGAUGUGUGUGCCAUUUGGUCCAAGGAGGCCUGUGCGGGAUUUUUGUGUGGAAUUUGUUCUCCUCCGUCUUCCUUCGGUGACACUUUUGGAUACCGUUCGUUCAGAAUCAACAACAUGCGUCGAGCCGUGUGGGAAAAGAUCGCAUCGGUGAUUUGCUCGCAUCGCAUUGAUAUGUACAUCGUCAUGCAUCGCAUCGCAUCGCAUCCAUUGUCGCAUCUCGUCACACCCAUUCGCUCAAAGAGGACCGAAAACGUGCCGGUUUUUUCCUCGGCUUCGGAUCCAUUGGUUUCUCCAUCUAUAAUACAAAAGCAAACACCCAUCGCAGCACGCAACGAAAUGCAAGCCUAGAUUUUGUCGAUUUUCGAAAAGGUUCCCCCGCCCGUGACCUUUCGAAUCGCGGCGUCCUUGGCAUCGUUCUUGUUGGCGGAGGAUUCCUUCAUCAUGCUCGCCAUCAUGUUCUUGUAGCUGGACUUUUUCUUCUUUUUCUUUUUGGCCGGGGCCGCCGCGGUUGCCGCGGAAGGGGCCACCGCCGCCGGUGUCUCGAGCGCGGUGCCGCUCGCUCCGGCCACGGAGGGGGUGGAAGCGGACGACGAAAGGUUCGACGCCGAUGCCGACCGGGGGGUUUCCGUCUUGGCCGCCACGGGGGCGGAAGCCGUUUCCAGGGACGGCGGGGCGGUGGUGGAAGCCGUUUUGCACACGGGCGACGGGGGCGGAACCACCGCGGCCGCUACGGCGGCUUUUGUUUUCAGGGCGCUUUGCAUGUCGGCC
Messenger RNA from Pseudo-nitzschia multistriata, 2425 nucleotides. The record is from the annotation of a GenBank genome assembly. Lineage: Eukaryota; Bacillariophyta; Bacillariophyceae; Bacillariales; Bacillariaceae.